AUGCUCCCACUCCCGCGCACACCUCCCCUGCAUGUCUCCUGUGAUGCGGGAGCCAAGCACCUCACAAUGGAUCCUCCCACUCCCGCGCACACCUCCCCUGCAUGUCUCCGGUGCUACGAAGAGCGUGGCCCCCGCAGCACCGCUGACUGCAGCGGAGGAUAUUACUAUGGGCCCGCGCACAUGUCCGCUGAGGUCUCCGGUGAUGUUUGGGCCACGCUCCUCGUAGCAACGGAGGUGGCCCCAGCCUCACCAGAGCCCGCGCUGGAGGUUUGCGCCGGCCUUGUGGGAACGCUGGUGGCCCCUGCGUUCCCACAAGCCCGCGCAAACCAAGAACCCCGAGCUCCUUGCAGUCAGCGGUGCUGCAGGGAGCAAAGCCCCUGUAUCACCGGAGACCACAGCAGUGGAGGUGCAUUUGGCCAUACUUAA
Knipowitschia caucasica is the source of this 426-nucleotide messenger RNA. Lineage: Eukaryota; Metazoa; Chordata; Actinopteri; Gobiiformes; Gobiidae. The record is from the annotation of a GenBank genome assembly.